Penicillium manginii is the source of this 1605-nucleotide messenger RNA. RefSeq lists its product as uncharacterized. Lineage: Eukaryota; Fungi; Ascomycota; Eurotiomycetes; Eurotiales; Aspergillaceae. The transcript is spliced from 5 exons. The record is from RefSeq and is a predicted model, not a curated record. Bases 1 to 1605 code for a protein of 534 amino acids.
AUGACUACUAUUUUGAAAACUGCGGCUCUGGGGGAUAUUCGCGGCAAAAGCGAUGGAGUCGUGUCUCAAUUCUUGGGUAUCCAAUACGCCACUCUGAAAAAUCGGCUCGCGGACGCGGAGCUGGUCGAACGACGACAUGGUGAUAUUUUGGAUGCAACUAAAGACGGGCCGACUGCUUUAUCACCUCCAAUUGGCUGUCAGCUCGAGCUCAAACACGUUCAGCAGAGCCUUCCCCCGAAAUAUCUGUCCCAAUCUGAUAUUGAUUGUCUCAACCUCAACAUUGCGAUUCCUUCCAAUGCCACCCCGUCGUCGAAUCUUCCCGUUCUUUUCUUCAUCCAUGGAGGUGGGCUCUUUAUUGGCGCCAAUUCCUGGCCACAGUCCGAUAUCGAACGCAUGGUGAGCUUAUCCGUCGAAAGAGACGUGCCUGUUGUGAUGGUUGCUAUCAACUAUCGCCUUGGCGCCCCCGGGUUUCUGACAUCGGAAGAGCUGCGCGAUGCCGGAUUCAACGCGAACAACGGACUGCGAGAUCAACGCGUCGCCCUACAAUGGGUACACAGGCAUAUUCGUGACUUUGGCGGAAAUCCGGACAAUAUAACAGCAGCAGGCAUGAGUGCCGGUGGAGCUUCGGUCACUUACCAUCUUCACUCCAAGGAGCCUCUGUUCAAACGUGCGAUUUCGAUGAGUGGGACUUGUCUAAACAUCAAGGCACUGUCAUACGAUGAGCACGAGAAGAACUACACCGCUGCAAUUGCCGCCUUAGGACUGUCUACUUCGAGCCCCGAUGAGCGUGUCAAGGCGAUCCUGGACAUGCCCGGCAGCGAGCUCAUAGGCAAACUGCCUCCUUCCAUAUCGCCAUCACCGGCUGUGGACAAUGAUAUCGUUCUUCCCGGCGUGACAUAUGCUGAGAUUGGAAAUACUCAGUCCACUCUUCUCCCAGGGAAAAGUUGGUGCUCAAACCUUCUUAUUGGAGAUGCGGAAAUGGAUGCCAGUAUCCUUGAGUUCCUUGCGCCUCAAAUGAGAGUUGAAUCUGCAAAGAAGUUCAUAUCCGCGGUGAGGAAGGUGUUGGAAUCAUAUCCCGAUGAAGCGCAACGCAUCUUGGACGAGUACAAUAUCACCCAAGAGACCCCUGAUGACGAGGCGAUAUAUUCUGUGCUCAAUUUUAUCACGGACAUUAGUUUCCAUGCGCCGGCGCUAACAUUCGCCCUUGGCUGGAACGGGAAUGCAUACGUAUAUCAUUUCAACGAGGGCAACCCCUGGGAUGGGCCGUGGAAGGGCCGUGCAAACCAUAUCCUUGACGUUGCGUAUCUCUUCCAGAACUUCCAGGAGUGCCUUAGCUCGGAACAAAACAAGGUUGCUACUUCUUUUGCAGAAGACUUUUUCAAGUUUUGUCACGGAGUCCCCGCAUGGCCGGCAAUUACCCCUGGAGACAUUAGCGCCGGCUUUUCGGCACGAGUCUACGGGCCCAGCCACCAAGGAGAAAUUACGGGGGUGGCAACGAAAGCAUUCGGUGAAGAAAGCCGACGCCGAAGUGUCGUAUUUGACUGUGCAUCGAAGGUUUCUCUAGAUCGACUGGCAAAUGUGGUUGCUGUUUUCAAAUCCGGAUGA